Molecule: messenger RNA, 2026 nt
Organism: Diospyros lotus (date-plum)
Lineage: Eukaryota; Viridiplantae; Streptophyta; Magnoliopsida; Ericales; Ebenaceae
Product: ankyrin repeat-containing protein ITN1-like
Exons: 3
Coding region: 231-1691 (486 amino acids)
Cellular component (GO): plasma membrane
Molecular function (GO): protein phosphatase 1 binding; protein phosphatase regulator activity
Source: RefSeq, a predicted model, not a curated record
UGUACACUUUAUUUUACAUUGUAAAUUUAUGAAUAAUUUUAGAGUCUUAGCUCAUUAAUGGAGUGUAAAAUAGACCCAGAAAGGUCGGUGAGGUUUGGACAGAUCGGUACCCGCGUUUCCAAAGGAAAAUGUGUCGAUACUUCACCAAAAAUAUUCAAAUUGACUGGAAUCGACCCAUAUAAUAUCCGCGCGCAUUUGUCUUGGAAACAGAACCCAGAAAGGUAGGACAAAUGGAGGGAAGAAUGGAAGUGGAAAAGAGUGUCCAUGAAGCCGCCAUCUUGGGGGACGUAGAGUUGCUGGAUCGAGUCCUUGAGAGAGACCCCCUCAUUCUCGAUAGGGUUUCGGUGGGUUCAUUGGUUCAUACUCCUCUCCACGUGGCUGCAUUCAGGGGACACUUGGAAUUUGUCCGGAGGUUGCUGUCCAAAAACCCAGACCUCGCCGGCGUGUUGGAUCUGCGGCGGUGGUCGGCGCUUCACCUAGCGGCGGCUAAGGGACACCGCUCUGUCGUCAAAGAAUUAGUACAAGCCAAUCCUGAGAUGUGCACUGCCCUGGAUGCAGAUGGCAGGAACCCGCUUCAUCUUGCUACUAUCAAGGGGAAUAUCGACGUCCUGGUUGAAUUGUUCGAAGCCCAGCCUCGUAGGAUUCCUGUACUGCUCAGUACUAGAGAUGCCAACGGCGACACUGUAUUACAUUUGGCUGUCAAGAAUUUUCAAUCUGAGGCAAGUAAUAAUGUUCCUUCCUUAUUUAGAGGAAGUAAUAUGGAGUUGUAUACAACAAUCAAAAUUCCAAGUAGGUGCGUUUUCUUUAAAACACAAAAUACAACACAACCCAAUGGGCUUGGGAUAUUGAAUUCUAGGUUUGAUCCGCUUCCUAAUUUUUCUGAUCCAAUGGUUGCUUGCACGCAGACGCUGGAACGUUUGCUCCACGCAAAAGAAGCAAUGGAAGCAAAACCAACAAACAAUGAAGAGGCCCUAAACACAAAAAACAAGUGUGGGUUCACGCCACUGGACAUUCUAGAGCAAACUGACGGGAAUGAACAUAAAAUUUACACCUUAAGAGCAGCUGGAUGCUUGAAAGCCAAAGAAAUCUAUCAGGGUGAGUGGCUGUCAAUGCAACGCCAAAGCCUAAUGGUGGUGGCAUCGCUCAUCGCGGCCAUGACUUUCCAAGCCGCGCUGAGCCCUCCUGGUGGAUACUGGCAGGACAAUAAACAGGAGCACAAAGCUGGAAACAGUGUGAUGGCUUCUAACUGGCCAACUACGUACUCUAAUUUCCUCAUGUUCAACUCGUUCGGAUUCCUUGGAUCUAUAACGAUAAUCUUUCUUCUGGUAACUUGGGAACAGUCCUUGAAGAAUAUCGUGAUUUUGGUGUUAGUUAUGUGGCAGACAGUUAUGUGCACAGCUGUUACUUACACGUUGUCGAUUCUCGCAACAACCUCUAAAAAAGACAGCCAACGUGGCAGGAAUGGCGUCGUUGCUAUUUUAGGGUGGACGUGUUAUGUGGUUGUGCUGGUUCUUCUUCUAGGUCGCAGCUGUUGGUUGGCAUAUUUGUUUUUGCUCACCGUGAUCAAAACUGGAAAUGCAAGGAAGGAGGCAGAGAAGGUGGUAAAGGAAAUAAAAGAACAACGGGGAACGGCACUUCUUGUGCAGCGAGAAGAAUUUCCAGAUAUGGAUGCUGCUUCCCCACCGAGCUAGAUGGCUGUUUUGGAGUGGCUGGAGGUCUGUUAUAUAUAGUACUUCAUGGUUCUGGAGCAGCUGCAUGCUUUGUAUGCUUAUGAGGAGGUCUCUUAAGCUUUGUUCUGGGUAGUUUUGAUUCCUCUUUGGAUUGUCUCUGUUUUUUUGUGGGGUUCAUUUGAUAGGUCUUGACAUAUAUACUUGUAGUUUUGGGAGGGUUUUGUAUUUUCAGUUUUAUUAUGUUCCUUCUUUAGUUCAAUCACUGUGACACGUUAAUUCGACUGUGUUAAAGUGUUACUGUCUCGAAAGACGUAGCAUUUCUCUUUUAUAUAAAUAUAUUCCCAUUUUUUGCUCAA